GUCCGACAACGUCCAGCGAGGCGGUCUGAGUUUUUGACCGGGGAAAGUGUGGAACAAACAAACAGGGGCUCUUUGUUGCCGAAUAGUGACUCGGAUAGUCAGCCAUCACACUCACAAAUAAUGUCGGACACUGAAGAAAUUAAGUGUUUCAUCAACGAGGCGCUUAAACAACAAACUUCUGACAUAAUAGGCGGACUAAAGAACGAUAUUGCUGAGCUGAGAGGAUCAUACGAUAAUCUUCGGGAGUAGCUGAAUUACAACUCAGCUGAUAUUCAAGACAACAAGGCCGAGGUAAACAAGCUGAAGUCGGACAUGGCUGAGAUGAAGUGUCACUUUGAAAACAAGCUCCUGGAACAAGAACUGUACCAUCGCUUCCUCCACGCAAUUCAGCACAAUCAGAUUCACAUCGGAGACCUGUCCAUGUGAGGAGAAUCCCUAUAGCUUCUAAGCCUGCUCAAGGAUCAUCGUCUCAUUCCACACACCAAGCAGCCACCUUCAAGCAUGGACGCAUCUCCCGACAUCUUCCAUCGAAGCUGUAUACAGAAUCCACUCUGUGACUGCAGCAAGUUAGCAUCUCACAGCUUCAGUGUUGUCAGCUACAACAUCCUUGCGGAGUGUCACAGGAGGCUGGGCGACUACCAUCAGUACACAGAGAAGAGAUUCCUCACGCAGGAGUUCCGCCAUCAGCUGCUGCAGCAGGAGCUCCUCUACCUGGACGCUGAUGUCAUCUGCUUACAAGAAGUCAACCCCAGCUACUACAAUACCCAUCUACAUCCAGCUCUGUUGAAGCAUGGAUACGAAGGUGUCUUUAUCAAGAGGACCCAGGACUUCUUUGAUGAAGGGGAGGCUACAUUUUUCAGAAGUGAUAGAUUUUCACUUGAAUGCCACAAAGGAAUCCCCUGACGGCGAGUUUGAUAAAGAAGGCGAAAGGCAUGGAACAGGACACGCUUCUGUGGAACGCCGUUGAGAAAUACCUGGACCGGUCCGAUGUGGUCAGCAUCUGCACGCUUCGCUGCAACCACACCGGCAACAGACUGACUGUAGGCAAUGUACAUGUCACAUGGGAUGAUCUGAGGUGCCAAGAUGUCCAGGCGUUACAGAUAACCUCUGCCGUGAAGCAUGUCAUCUUGCAGGCAGGAGGAGAUGAGUUCCCUCACGUUAUCUGCGGAGAUUUCAACUCCUUUCCAACAAGUGCUGGCUAUCAGUUGAUGUGUGAUGGCUCCCUGUCAGACUCCAGCAAAGCAUUUUUGACAUCAGUUCUAAACAUCAAAAGUUCUACAGGACCUAGGUCAUUGAUCAAUUAUCUCCUGGAAGAAUUCAAACACACAUCAUCGAACAUAUCAAGUGCCUACAAAACCUGUCUGGGUCAUGAGCCUGAGAUCACAUGUCGUGACUACAGCUUCAUCGGUUGCUUGGACUACAUCUUCUACGGCAGGGAGGGACUUGGUGUGGCAGACGUCCUUGGGAUAGUAGACAAAUCAGUUAUUGACAACAACGGUGGGCUUCCGAACAAGGACUUUCCAUCGGAUCACUUGUCACUGAAGUCAACACUCUACUUUAAAUAGAUCUAGUGGGAACAAGUCAAGUGUUGGUCGAAGAAUACUCAUCUUUACCAUACAUCUCCAUGUUUCCUGUUAUAAUACAGGACAAUACACCCAGGAAUGGUUUAGUACUGGUGAACAAUUGUACUUGCUAUGUGGCAGUGAUGUUUCACAUUGCAUUAGAAUUCUCCAAGCUUACUUAGAGACAGUAUUCUUGG
Haliotis rubra (blacklip abalone) is the source of this 1759-nucleotide messenger RNA. Its product is annotated as CCR4-Not complex 3'-5'-exoribonuclease subunit Ccr4-like. Gene Ontology annotation, molecular function: poly(A)-specific ribonuclease activity. Gene Ontology annotation, biological process: nuclear-transcribed mRNA poly(A) tail shortening. The transcript has 8 exons. The record is from RefSeq and is a predicted model, not a curated record. NCBI's taxonomy places the organism in Eukaryota, Metazoa, Mollusca, Gastropoda, Lepetellida, Haliotidae. Gene Ontology annotation, cellular component: cytoplasm; CCR4-NOT complex; nucleus. The coding region runs from base 882 to 1565 and encodes 227 amino acids.